Populus trichocarpa (black cottonwood) is the source of this 1201-nucleotide messenger RNA. RefSeq lists its product as uncharacterized. The record is from RefSeq and is a predicted model, not a curated record. The transcript has 2 exons. The coding region runs from base 176 to 958 and encodes 260 amino acids. Lineage: Eukaryota; Viridiplantae; Streptophyta; Magnoliopsida; Malpighiales; Salicaceae. Gene Ontology annotation, molecular function: S-adenosylmethionine-dependent methyltransferase activity.
UCAGAUUCAUGCAUCAGCACUAGACCUAUAAUGCAGGUCAAAUUUGCUCUCUUUAAACAAUAAAUAUAUCAGCAGAAAAGAAGGAUCAGUUUUUUCUUAUAAAUUCGGCAAAUCCUUCAAACAGACCCUAAAACAUUCACAAGAAAUUAUACUAUCAGAAUCCUCAAGAAUUAAGAUGGCAGAGUUGUUUGACAAGCAGGCAGCAAUAUAUUUGGAUGCGAGGCCAAGAUAUCCAAGCGAAUGGUUUUCAAUGCUGGCUUCUCUAACCCCUGACCACUCUUUAGCUUGGGAUGCUGGCACAGGCAAUGGUCAAGCUGCUAUUGAUGUCUCAGAGCAUUACAAACAAGUGAUUGCAACUGACAUAAGUGAAGAGCAGUUAAAGCAUGCUAUACAACAUCCCCAAGUUCAAUACUUUCACUCUCCAUCAUCAAUGUCUGAUGAUGAACUAGUGAACUUAAUUGGGGGUGAAAAUUCAGUUGAUUUAGUUGUUGUGGCUACAGCUGUGCAUUGGUUUGAUCUAGAAAAAUUCUACCCUGUCGUCAAUCGUGUGUUAAAAAAGCCUGGAGGUGUGGUUGCUGUUUGGAGUUACAAUAUCAUCCAAGUUAGCCCAGAAAUGGAUCCUCUAUUAAGGAAAUUCUACGAGGGAACUUUUCCUUUUCAAAACCCAAAAGCCAUGUACGCAUUUGAGUGUUACAAGACACUUCCAUUUCCUUUUGAAAGUGUAGGCGUAGGUUGUGAGGGGCAGCCUCUGGAAUUAGACAUGCCAAGGGAGAUGUCGUUUGAGAGACUUUUGAAGUUGUUGAGUUCAGCUUCUGCUGUGAAUACAGCAAAGGAACAAGGUGUGAAUUUAUUGUCUGAAGAGGUUGUGAGGGAGCUUGGGAGUGCUUGGGGUGGACCUGAAUUGGUUAGAACUGUCAACUACAAAUCAUAUAUGCUUGCAGGAAAAGUCAAGCUCUAAGUUUUGAAUUAUCUCCUCGUUAAACGUUCAUAACUUAAUAGUUUUUGCAGUAGUAUUUUACCGAUUCCACUGUGGAGUGUAUAAAAAAUGUCAGUUGAGUUACUCACUCUUUACUCCAGAAAUAAUUCAUCAGGGCUCUUCGUGGAAGACUCAGAAUAAGUUCGUUUUUCUGCUGCAAUGCAUUGCAGAUUUCAAGAUGUAGCACUCAAUUGAAAUUAAUCAUACAUUGCAGAGUUCAAAACA